AUGUCUCAACCACAUGACCGAGUCACUCCCUCUCAAUCUCCAGCAGCUGUGACUCCCCGCAACAGAGGGCGUUUACCUCUUGCCCAUGUGCCUCCAAACAAUCGGUUUCAUCCGCACGGAGGAUCGGCAAAUCGAUCGCGGGGCUCAACACGCGGCCGAGUUUCCAACCGAGGCCAAGCUUCCAAUCGAGGUCACAGUGUCUCCCAAGGCGGCGGAUUGGUUCCUGCCACACCGGAGGGGGGCAGACCCCAAUGGCCCAAUAACGAGGGUCAUGAAUCAGCCAACUCCGGCUGGGCGGGCGCAACCUUUCCACCUCCCGAUCCAGUUCUGGACCCUGCUCUGAACUGGCUUGGAGAAAGUCAGCCAUCGCCCACCUCCGAGAAUUUUAUAAAUCCCGGGGGUUCAAACAGUGAAGGUAGCAGUGACCACGAGGAUCGAUCUUCUUACGAUCCUUUGCCAGAUGCCCCUGCUCUCACUUGGGGGGCUGCCCCGCCGCCUCCUAACCAGGAAACCGCAGAUACCGCGGUCGGAGGCAGUUUAGUUGGUGAACUCCAAGGCCGGUUGCAUUUGUCGGAGAGCAACUUGGCACUUGCCAAUCGGUUAUUCCGAGCUACUGAAUCAGAGAAGUGGGGCCUGACCGUCUUGAUGUUUGUACAUCUCCUGGGAAAGACGUCGGAUGCUACGGUCUCAAACCCCUUAUCGGCACCCACACCCGAAGCCAAAAACUUCACCUUUUCGACACACUUAAAGGCUUAUGUCCAAUCACAAAGCCCUUCUUUUCACAAGGACUACCUGCCCCCAGGAUACCCCAGGGACAUAUCCGCCAGUGCAAAGGUUCUCAAGCUCAUGAGGGGUCUCUUGAAGACCGAAAAAUGCCUCUUGCGCACGCUGCUCCUUCAUAACAUCAAGGAGCAUAAUCAUAGGCCCAUCGAUGGGGCUGUUCCAGAUUUGGAUGGCCUAGUUUUAAUUAUCGAUACCUUCAUGGCCGCUCGAAAGCAGGCCAGGACAGUUGCGGAUAUCCUGCGAAGUUACCCAGCAAGUGUCAGGACUCGGCUCGCCUUUUUACGACUCUAUGUUGUUGUCCAUCUUAUUCAUCGGGACCCCAAGGAGAAUAUAUCUCAAUGGGAGUUGAUCGAUCAACAACUCGAGUAUGUUAAGGGCCAAAGCGAACUUUACCGAAUCGCGUACGGCCGUGUUGUUGAAGCCAUUGACAAGGAGCUGUUUGGACAUGGGGUGAAAUUUGAGGAUAUGGACCACGAAGACAUCCGGGUGCCAACUGACGAAGAUGUUGAGGAGGAAAUUCGUGUGAUGUCUGCUAGCGGCGGGAGCACAGGGGAAUCUAGUCCUUUCUGCUGA
Puccinia graminis f. sp. tritici CRL 75-36-700-3 is the source of this 1356-nucleotide messenger RNA. RefSeq lists its product as uncharacterized. Lineage: Eukaryota; Fungi; Basidiomycota; Pucciniomycetes; Pucciniales; Pucciniaceae. Bases 1 to 1356 code for a protein of 451 amino acids. The record is from RefSeq and is a predicted model, not a curated record. The transcript is spliced from 7 exons.